AUGGGUCUCCUUCACUUUUCUAGGGAAACAAAUCCAAACUCCAGUUCCAUUACUCAAAUAAGUCCCAAAUGUGAUGAUGGCUAUGGGUUCCUAUGGGACAUGGACCUCGAAGAAAAUAGCUUCCAUGAUGGCGUAGCCUCCAACAUGGUCGACGGAAUGAGAUUCGAGGGGGCAAGUCACGUGCUUGGAUUUGGACGGGUUGUUCCAUGGUUGGGGCUACUGUUCAAGUGA
Messenger RNA from Sphenostylis stenocarpa, 231 nucleotides. The record is from the annotation of a GenBank genome assembly. Lineage: Eukaryota; Viridiplantae; Streptophyta; Magnoliopsida; Fabales; Fabaceae.